AGCGACUUCACUUCUCGGACAGUCGUUACUCGAUUCAUUGAGAAGAGAUGACGGUGUACGGUGCGUCGAAGUAAUGGUUCAAUGCGAAGUUUUAUGCCACAAUGUUGACAAGCCCCAUAAGUCCAUUGCUGAGAGUCGGUCUCAGUUUGAUCGGCAUGUGGCCCGACACUUCAUAUGGAACGCUCUCCUGGCUCUUUUACAUGAUGACUGUCGUAGUGAUGCAGUACUUUCAGUACUCCUUCGUCUACGCGCACCUAGACUUCAACAAUCUCACCAAAUUGAUGGACGGCCUGGGUCUCACUCUGGAUUACACUCUGACGAUUUUCAAGUUACUAAGUCUCCGUUUCAAUCACCGAAUAUUUUCCGAUAUCUUGGACGCGAUGGAAGAUGACUGGAACGACUGCGUUACGGAUUCGUACAUAUGCGUGAUGAAGAGCAAGGCUGGUCUGGCUCACCGGUGUUCCAAUGCUAUGAUGACUCUCAACACUCUGUCAGCGAUUUUCUACUUCAUUGGUAACUACCUAAGCCAUCGUGCGGUCGAUGGGGCUCCUCGGGAGUUUCCGAUGCAGGUACAGUUCCCCUUUAACGCCACAAACUCGCCGAUCUUCGAGCUGAUCGUUCUUGGAUUAUUUCUUCAUGUGAUUUUGCACAGUAAAUCUAUUGGCGAUGCUGCAUAUGAAACACUUUGGUACGAUUUAUCUACCAAAGAAUGCCGAAUUUUAUUAUUGAUAAUUAUCAGAUCUCAGAAACGUUUGACGAUCACAGCUGGAAAAGUCAUGGAUCUGACUUUAGAAGGUUUCACAUCUAUCAGCGAGCUCCCGAAUCUCGUGGAUGGCUUGCCCGCGACUUUAGAUUACACUUUGACGUUUCUUAAAUUGGCCAGCCUUUGGAUACAUCGUCGAGUUAUUCACCAAAUCUUGAACGCUAUGGACAAUGAUUGGUGCGAGUGCAUCGGCGUCGAUCAGUAUUUACAAGUGAUGAGAGUGAAAGCCAAUAUAUCGCAUUUUUGUUCAAACGCUAUGUUGAGCUUUAAUGCGGUUGCCGGUGUACUUUACCUCUUAGGCGAGUACGCGAUUCGUUUUUUAUAUUUAGCCGAAAAUUAUAAUGAUACCUUGCGACAACUUCCUAUUAAGGUACAACUUCCCUUCGAAAUAAACCGAUCGCCAACUUUUGAGCUGCUCGUCAUAGUUCUAUUCAUACAUGUGAUGUUAAAUGUGUGCACGGUCGCCGUUAUAAAUGCAUUGAUUCUUACUCUGCUACAUUCUAGCUCACGGCCAUCGGAUCAAGUACAUCGUCCACCGAUCCCAUGCGAGAUAAUGCGCGCGACUUCCAUCAGCACUUCCGUCGAGAUUGGCCUCCGUUUCGUCGGGAUCUGGCCGGAUUUGUCACAUGGGACCUUGAUCUGGCUCACGUACAUGACCAGCGUAGCGAUAGUGCUCUAUUUUCAAUACGUGUAUAUUUUCAAUCACUUCGACAUCAGCAACAUCUCGAAUCUCAUCGAUGCGCUCAGCAUCACGUUAGCAUACAGCCUCGGUUUCCUGAAAAUAUUUUAUAACAUCAUGCUAACCAUCGACAAAGACUGGAACAACGUUAGUCGCGACCAAUCCUUGAUGUGCAUUAUGUCAAGCAAUGCCAAUCUGUCGCGUUAUUGCUCAAACGUGUUGAUUAGUAUCAACUCCACCGCUGCGAUCUGCUAUGCCGCGACUAGCCUCGUACGGCACUCAACCGAUUUGGAAGGGAACCUCAAUGCUAGUGAGAGAGUGCUACCUAUAAAGAUGGAACUUCCUUUUGAAGCGAACGUGUCACCGCUCUUCGAACUUCUGGCGAUCGGUCAGUCUCUUCAUGAAGUAUCGAUCGCCGCUUUAGUCGGCAUGAUAAACUCCUUAAUCAUCACGUUGGUGCUUCACGUGACCGGACAGAUCGAUAUUCUUCGUCAGGAGUUAUUAAUGACUUGCAAUGAUGAAUCUUCAGAGAGCAGUUCGAUCAUUGCGGGGAUCAGGCUUCUGAUAACUCGACACCAAAAAAUAAUAACGCUGUCAGAUAAUAUUGAAGAACUCUAUUCCGACAUAGCACUGAUGCAAUUCCUGUCGAAUACCUUAGUCAUCUGUUGCAUCGGCUUCACGAUCAUAGCUUCCCUCGGUAAGGCUGGAGUUACUAUAAUAUUGUUAAAAUCCGCUAUUUUUUACGUCGCCGUAACAUUGGAAGCUUUCAUUUUUUGUUUCGCUGGAGAAUAUCUCAGUGCCAAGAGCAAAUCGAUUGGUGAUGCAGCGUAUGAGUCGCUCUGGUAUAAUAUGACACCUGACAAGUGUCGAAUUAUAUUAUUUGUUAUACUAAGAUCGCAAAAAAGAUUGACGAUCACCGCUGGAAACGUCAUGGAUCUUUCUCUACAAGGAUUUACGACCGUAAGCACUUUCCUUAUUAGAUAUUAAUAUACAAUUUCGAGAAUGCGCUCGAAGACCGAUCCGAUAAUCGUCGGCACCGUCAGUCGUUCGAUCGAGAUGGGCCUCCGCAUGAUUGGCGUUUGGCCUGAUUCAUCCUACACAAUCCUUCAUCGUGCCUUCUGGAUGAUCACCCUCACAAUGGCGCAGACCUUUCAGUACUGGUAUUUCAUCAUACACGUUCGUACUGACGAUCUGUCGCAUCUCAUGGACGGUUUGAGCACUACAAUGUCCUACAGUCUCCUGCUUCUGAAACUUACGAUAUUCUGGGUUAAUCGACGGAUAUUUCACAACAUCCUGAAUACAAUGGCCCGAGAUCGAAGCGAGUGUGCGACCGAUUGGGCUGGCUACUUGAUGUCGAGGACGGUUUAUGUGUCACAUCGGUCCUCCAAUUUGAUCAUCGGAUUGUACUCGAUGUCCGUGAUUCUUUACGGCACCGGCGUACUUAUCGCACACUCUGACGAGCCUGAAGACGAGCUUAACGAGCAACUCGCGGUGCCGACACGAGAAUUGUUUCUCAAAAUGGAGCUACCCUUUGAGUCCAAUGCCUCUCCUGUUUAUGAAGUCGUUAUGGUCACGCAAUUUUUUCACCAGCUCGCGGCAGCCACGAUAGUCGGCGUGCUGAACGCCCUGAUAGUCUCAUUGAUUCUUCACGUAGGUGGUCAAAUCGAUAUAAUGUGCCGAGGGUUGGUAGAAAUCUCCUCUGGGGACGGCAUGUUCGACUUGCCAGCUACGAGCAUUAAGACUCUAAUACAUCGACAUCAGAGAAUUAUCGCGCUUUCGGCCGACAUCGAGACCCUUUUCUCAUACAUAGCUUUGAUGCAAUUUAUGUGGAAUACUUCGGUCAUUUGCUGCCUCGGAUUUCUAAUUGUGACUUCGAUCGGCGAUUCAGAAGGAUCAACGAUGUUAGUCAAGUCUCUCUUCUUUUAUGUUGUCAUUACUUUGGAAGCGUUUAUAUUUUGUUACGCUGGAGAAUAUCUCAGCGCCAAGAGUAGAAUGAUUGGUGAUGCAGCCUAUGAGGCAAAGUGGUAUAAUUCGAGUCCUAAGCAAAGUCGAGUUUUGUUGUUAUUAAUCUUAAGAUCGCAAAGAAAACUGACUAUUACAAUCGGAAAAUUCAUGGAUCUCUCUCUAGAACGUUUUACAACUAUCAUUAAAGCUUCGGCCUCUUACGUAUCCGUAUUGCAUGCUAUGUCUUGAUGAUUGCGGAUAAUCAUUGCGGAGAUAACGCAGAUACUGCGGAUAAUGCAAUUUUCUUCGUGUAUAUUUGUAGCUAUUAUGAAAAUGUAACGUCUCUCUAUCUACAAUAUUAAUUGGUCGACGUUCCACGAACGUAUACGACCUCAUGUAAAAACUACAAUACAUUCUGAUCGAAUUGA
This is a messenger RNA of Ooceraea biroi (clonal raider ant), 3814 nucleotides long. RefSeq lists its product as uncharacterized. The record is from RefSeq and is a predicted model, not a curated record. Gene Ontology annotation, molecular function: olfactory receptor activity; odorant binding. Lineage: Eukaryota; Metazoa; Arthropoda; Insecta; Hymenoptera; Formicidae. Gene Ontology annotation, cellular component: plasma membrane. Gene Ontology annotation, biological process: sensory perception of smell; detection of chemical stimulus involved in sensory perception of smell.